Aspergillus fijiensis CBS 313.89 is the source of this 798-nucleotide messenger RNA. RefSeq lists its product as uncharacterized. The transcript has a single exon. The coding region runs from base 183 to 623 and encodes 146 amino acids. NCBI's taxonomy places the organism in Eukaryota, Fungi, Ascomycota, Eurotiomycetes, Eurotiales, Aspergillaceae. The record is from RefSeq and is a predicted model, not a curated record.
UAUGUCGAAGUUGGAGUUCAUUCCACACUGAGUUUGUGCAGCGCUAAAUUUGCCUGGACUUGGGUCAGAGAGAUGUCACAUGGAAUCUGACCAAUGUUGUGUGUCUCCAACGGUUUUUGACAGGGUCCAGCUUUUUUUCGCGUUUUUCUUUUUCUUUUUUAAUCUUUCCUGCACUAGUUGGGAUGAGACGUCAAUCUUUCCCUCGAAGGUCGUUGCUCUGUUUCUGGUUGAGGGGUUUACCCUUCUUUCCUUUUUCGUCCUUGAGUCGAAAAAGAAAAGAAAUCGAUGCGCAUCAAUUCGCGGACGAGAACGUGUUGAAGAGAGGGAGGUGGAAACUGAGGGCACGCGCGCCCGCAAGACAGACAGACAAGAAGUAUCAACAGAGAACAAGCCAGAGGAGCAAGAUCAGCAAUGAACAGCACAAGGCUUUUAUCUAUCAACCUGCACAUCAGGAGUACAUAAGCUUCUUCUUCUCAAAGGCCAGGUGCACCCAUUGUAAUCCACUGUUCUUUAUUCUUGAUCUACGCAACAGUGAAGUUGGAACAAGGAAAGUUUUUGGGCCCUGGCAUGGUCUAGCUCAACAGCAAACUCGUGGCGAGGGUGGUAUUUGUUCUCAAGCUUAAAUGGGUAACCUGGAGCUUCAGGGCUUGUGCACAACGAUCCUCUGCAGACCAUUUCCGCCGCACAACUACCAGGGUCGCUUAUUGGGUGCCGUAAAGGGGCCAGCCUAGGUAGACAACGGAGACUGAAGUGCGCGUCUUGAGGGUGUGGGCAGGAGGAGGAACCGUGAGCAAAGCA